AUGGCUCCAUCUCUCGUGCGCCCCCAGGGCCACCUGUCCCCGGCUGAGGCUCUGGAGCUCGCUCAGAAGGCCCCAAUGAUUCUUCGAAAUAACCCAAAGGCGUUUUCUUCAUCGCCCCUGGUCUCACUGUUCUCGGCAUCCGAGACCCCGGAAAUAUGGAUCAUUUACGAAAAUCUCCUGUUGGCCUGCCUUCGCACAGGCGACGGCCAAGCGGCACACCACUGCCUGGAGAGGCUGGUCAUCAGAUUCGGAGACGACAACGAGCGCAUAAUGGCAUUCAAGGGCCUCGUGAAGGAGGCGGAGGCCGACAACGACGGAGAACUGGUCCAAGUGCUCAAGGAGUACGAGACGAUCCUGGGACAGAAUGCCACAAACAUUCCGGUCGCCAAACGUCGUGUGGCGCUGCUCAAGUCAACAGGAAAGAUCUCAGAAGCUAUCAGCGCAUUGAACUCGCUUCUCGACUUCUCGCCUACAGACGCGGAGGCCUGGGCGGAACUCGCAGACCUGUACCUCUCCCAGGGACUCUACGCACAAGCUAUUUUCGCGCUUGAGGAGGUAUUGGUGCUGACUCCAAAUGCAUGGAAUAUACAUGCCCGCAUGGGAGAGGUGUUGUACAUGGCUGCUUCAGCCUCGGACGGCUCUUCGCAGCAGCAACUAGCCGAAUCUGUCAAGAGGUUCGCCCGCAGUAUCGAACUAUGUGACGACUACCUGCGGGGUUACUAUGGCUUGAAACUGGCGACAAACAAACUUCUAAAGGAGCCCUCGAAGCCUUCGAGGCAAAUAGAUGUUGAUGAUCGGGCUGUCCCCGACACUAACACAGUGCAAAAGCUCAAUGAGGUGGCCACGCAGAAAUUGGCCGAGAUUGUGCGCCGCAACAGCGCGAAGGACAGAUUAUGGCAAGGUUACGACGAAUCAGAAGUGGCAGCGGCGCGCGACCUGCUCUCCAAAGAGUCGGUUGAGCUCGUGAGAUGA
Messenger RNA from Colletotrichum gloeosporioides, 972 nucleotides. RefSeq names its product TPR repeat protein oca3. Gene Ontology annotation, molecular function: protein binding. Gene Ontology annotation, biological process: protein folding in endoplasmic reticulum. NCBI's taxonomy places the organism in Eukaryota, Fungi, Ascomycota, Sordariomycetes, Glomerellales, Glomerellaceae. Bases 1 to 972 code for a protein of 323 amino acids. The record is from RefSeq and is a predicted model, not a curated record. Gene Ontology annotation, cellular component: EMC complex. The transcript is spliced from 4 exons.